UUAUUAUCAACACCUACAUUGACAAUUUUCAUCAGUGUACACUGGGGUUUUGAUAGGGAGGGUCGUGAAAAUGACCGGAGUGGACGAAAUAUUAAAUUAUCAAAGAAACCCUGAAGACGACUUCUAUGGAUUGCUGGGUUGUGAUGAAAAUUCCAGUGUUGAUCAAAUAAUUGCAGAGUAUAAAGUGCUGGCAUUGCAGCACCAUCCUGAUAAGAAUGACGGAGACAAAGAUGCUGAAGCAAAGUUUCAAAAACUAAAGGAAGCAAAAGAAACACUGUGUGAUCCAUCUAAGAGGGCUCUAUACGACAAGUGGAGGCAGAGUGGGAUCUCCAUCGGCUACAAGCAGUGGCUCGGUAUGAAGGACCACAUUCAGCAGUCCAUGCACUGGUCCAAGCCCAACACAAAGGACCGGAUGUUGGAAGACGAGUCGGGACGUUCCUCAGGGCCCUCGAGCCUCGGCCCCACCAAUGCCGCCGCUCGUCGAGCCUCAGAGGGAGGUGCCGCCCUCUGGGGCCGCUGGGGAGGAGGCAACCAAGAACCACCCUCUGAAGUCAUCUCCAAAUUCCGCAACUAUGAAAUCUAAUCUCUUACUGUAGUUUAUUUCAGUGAAAAAGACAAGAGAUUAUUUGUGCCCUAAUCUCUUGUAUUUUCUUCUGAUUGAAUUUAAGUUGGUCGAUUCCUUGCCAUUGCGUAUUUUUAAUUUCAAUUAACGUACAAUUAGGUUAACAUUUAGAUGGUAAAUUAUUAACCUUCCAAUGGGCACAAUAUUCAUCAUGUCAGCUCAUGGAACAAGAUGCUCGAAUGUCACUCGAUAUUUAAAUGUUCAGUGUUUGAUGUUCUUAAAUUUUCAGUGUAUUAGUACUUAUCGGUGUUAGAGCCCCAGGUUUAGAAGUACUCUAGCUUGUAACUCUCGUAGCCUAUCCUUAGCUUUAAGCUACGCACAUUCCUAAAACAUAUGAGUCUGAUUAUUACAUUUCUGCUGUGUAAGGUUUACAAGAAUCUAUUAUAUUUUAAAGAGUUAUAUUUUUGAUCCUCUUUGAUAAUAUUUAUCUUACUAUAAGUAUUACAUAAACCCACUGUUUGGAAGGUGAAGAACUGGUAAAGUUGUGACUUACUUACAGGGUAUUGUUGAGAAAGGGACAGUUUUUGUGUUAAGUUACCUUGACAAAUCUACAACUGAUAUUAUACCUAUUAUUUUGAAUUUUCUCAAAAAGAUAUUUAUUAGAUAAAUGUUUGCCCCAGGUUGCUAGAUGUAAGUAGAGUAUUAAUAAUAUGUGUUAAAUGUUUUCAACAGUAUUUUCUCUUUAUUGAAUGUUUUGAAAUAAAUAUUUAAACGUUAUAUUAUUAGUGUAGUAGAUUUGGAAAUCUGAUGGUUUACAUACAUAUUAUAUGUCUAUAUGAAUCUCUAUAUGAAUAAAAUUUUAUUUUUGACGUACCUAAUAUCUAAAUGGAACAAUAAAUUUUACUGAAAGUA
Messenger RNA from Maniola jurtina (meadow brown), 1474 nucleotides. It is a transcript of the gene jdp, whose product is annotated as J domain-containing protein. The transcript has 3 exons. The coding region runs from base 71 to 583 and encodes 170 amino acids. Lineage: Eukaryota; Metazoa; Arthropoda; Insecta; Lepidoptera; Nymphalidae. Gene Ontology annotation, cellular component: cytoplasm. The record is from RefSeq and is a predicted model, not a curated record.